Molecule: messenger RNA, 906 nt
Organism: Triticum turgidum subsp. durum (durum wheat)
Lineage: Eukaryota; Viridiplantae; Streptophyta; Magnoliopsida; Poales; Poaceae
Source: the annotation of a GenBank genome assembly
AUGGCGCUCGUGGUGAUGUGCGGGCAGCCGUGCAGCGGCAAGUCAGAGGCUGCAGCUUGUCUAGCUGCCGCUCUUCGCUCCUCCGUGCCUGACGUCACUGUCCGCGUCAUUGACGAGUCAUCGCUCCAUCUUGGACGGAAUGAAAGCUACAAAGAUAUGGUUGUGGAGAAAAACUUAAGAGGAGUUUUGAGAUCAGAAGUUGAUAGGUCUGUGUCACGGGAUGGCAUAAUCAUCGUGGAUUCUUUGAACAAUAUUAAGGGGUACCGAUAUGAGCUGUGGUGUCUUGCGCGUGCUUCGGGAAUAAGAUAUUGUGUGUUCUUUUGUGAUACAGAAGUGGACCAUUGUAGGGAUUGGAACGUCAAGCGUCAGGAGAAAGGAGAACCCUCAUAUGAUAACAAUAUAUUUGAAGAUCUGGCAAGGAGAUUUGAGAGGCCGGAUAGUCGUAGCCGCUGGGAUUCCCCUCUUUUUGAAUUGUUUCCAUCUAGAGAGGAAAUUGUGGAAUCUUCCCCUGUUAUUGCUGAGGCUGUAUCAUAUUUGACUAAGAAAGUGGAUUCGAAAACAAGAGAUGUGAAAGUUCUCCAGCCUACAAUAGCUACUCAGUCUGUACGGACUACUGAGGGCAAUUCGCUCUACGAGAUGGACAAAGCAACACAGGAGGUGGUCAGUGCAAUUGUGGAGGCACAGUCUGGUGGUCUUGGGCUUGCCAUGAACAAGAUUUCUCUUGGGCCUGACUUGCCAACUAUUAAUCUUCAAAGAUCGGUUGGCCUGCCCGAGCUACGGAGCCUCCGACGCACGUUCAUCAAGCUGGCAGGGCAGUACAGCUUGAGCGGGCGACCCCCACCAACAGAUGCCGACAGCGCGAAGAGGAUGUUUGUUGACUACUUGAACCGAGAAAUUGGUGGGUGA